Molecule: messenger RNA, 2989 nt
Organism: Cokeromyces recurvatus
Lineage: Eukaryota; Fungi; Mucoromycota; Mucoromycetes; Mucorales; Mucoraceae
Exons: 9
Coding region: 123-2963 (946 amino acids)
Biological process (GO): protein targeting to vacuole; cellular response to starvation; macroautophagy
Cellular component (GO): late endosome; HOPS complex
Molecular function (GO): protein binding
Source: RefSeq, a predicted model, not a curated record
CUCAUGACGUAAAAUUGGACUCAGGGCAUUUUUUCAAUGGAGAGUUUCAUAUAAUACAGAUAAUACAUACACAUAUAAAUAUAAAAAUAUACACAUACACCAUAUUGGAUAACAUAAUAUAAAUGUCUAUUCACAAUUCGAGCAAUAAUGAAGAGGAAAUUAACAGCGAUGUGUCAGAAGAACAAUUUAGUUCGAGCGAAGAAGACUAUGAUGAAGCAACUGAUACAGAAAUAGAUGACGAUGAUGAAUUAGAUGAGCCUAAACUUAGAUAUCGUAGAGUAAAAGCAAAUGUAAAAGAUAUUUUGGAUAAAGAUACAGCCUCUAUUCUACGUGUAUCAGAUCGUUUUAUGGCAUUAGGUACACAUUGGGGUGCUGUUCAUAUCCUUGACCUUGAGGGUAACGUCAUCAAGAGUUUUAAAAACCAUUCUGCUACAGUUAAUGAUAUUUCUAUUGAUAAAAAUAACGAAUUUAUUGCAAGUGCUUCUGAUGAUGGCAAAGUUUUUAUUUAUGCACUUUACACAUCAGAAAUUCAAUUCUACAAUUUUAAAAGACCUAUAAAAUCAAUUGCUUUAGAUCCUGAAUUUGCACGAAAAUCAACUCGACAGUUUGUAUCAGGAGGCAUGGCUGAACAACUCAUCUUAAGCGAAAAGAGUUGGCUAUUAGGACACAAGGACGUUGUAUUACAUGCGGGUGAGGGUCCUAUUUAUGCUAUCCGUUGGAGAAACAAUUUUAUUGCUUGGGCAAAUGAUACAGGAGUAAAAAUCUAUGAUACCACAACGAAUGCUCGUAUUACUUAUAUUGAUCGACCUGAGGGAAGCCCCCGUGCUGAUCUCUAUAAAUGUCGACUUUGUUGGAAGAAUGACACAACAUUGUUGAUUGGAUGGGCAGAUACAGUUAAAGUAGUUGCUAUAAAGCCACAAUCUAACACUACAGCAGGCCAGCAGCGCUCACAUUAUGCAGAAAUUGUGAAUAUAUUCCAAACAGAUUAUAUGAUUAGUGGUAUUGCACCGUUUAAUGAUACUGUGAUGCUUUUAUCUUAUUUACUAGACGAUGAUAAUGAUAAAGAUACCUGUAGACGGUUAGCAUCAAAACCGGAACUUCAUAUUAUCAAUGCAGAAAAUGAAGAAAUCUCUGCUGAUGUACUUGCACUUCAUGGUUAUGAACAUUAUCAAGCUAAUGACUAUGCACUUGAUUUUUUGAUGGAGGAGGAUAUGUUUUACAUCAUGGGACCUAAAGAUUUAAUUGCUGCUCAUUCACGAGAUCAGGAUGAUCAUAUUGAAUGGCUAUUAGAACAUGAGCGCUUUGGAGAAGCCUUAGAUGCUAUACGUACUAAUCCAAAUAGUAAAAAAUUCAAUGAAGAAGAAGUAGGACAGACCUAUUUAAAUUGGUUGAUGAACGAAAAGAGAUAUGAUGAAGCAGCAAAAGUAUGUAGCAGUAUUCUUAAAAACGAUCAAACACUUUGGGAAGAUUGGGUAUUUAAAUUUACUGAGUUGGGUGAAUUGAAAGCUAUUACCCCAUAUAUACCGAUUAAAGACCCCCAGUUAAGCAGCACUGUCUAUGAAAUCGUUCUUGCCUGGUUUUUGAAGACUGAUUAUGUUGCUUUACGAGAUACGAUUCGAACAUGGCCUAAAACUCUAUAUAGUUUAUCUAAUGUUAUCGUUGCUGUAGAGGAUGUCUUAAAGAAGGAUAAAAAUAAUGAAGUCUUGCUAGAAUGCUUGGCUGAUCUAUAUACUUAUAACAAUCAACCUGAUAAAGCUAUCGAAUAUAAUCUUCGUUUAAGAAGACCGAAUGCAUUUGAACUUAUUCAAGAAUAUAGCAUGUUUGACGCCGUUAAAGAUAAGGCUCUUCUACUUAUGGAAUUUGAUCAAUAUUUAUUAGAAAAAGAAAAGAAAGAGCAAAAUGAACCGAUAACGCAAAAGCCCACAAAAAUGCCUGCUGUACAACUUUUAGUCAAGAAUACAGAUGCAAUUCCCCCGGAGAAAGUGGUGAAGCAACUAAGGCAACACAGGUAUUUUUUACAUAUAUAUUUAGAUGCGUUAUUUGAUCGUGAUCAUCAAUUGGGCUAUGAAUUCCAUGAUCUACAAGUUGAGUUAUAUGCAGAACAUGAUUAUCCAAAACUAUUAGAAUUCUUACGUGCAAGCCAUUCUAUUUCGCUUGAAAAAGCAUUUAAAGUAUGCGAGCAAAAGGAUUUGGUCCCUGAAAUGGUUUUCAUUCUUGGUCGUAUGGGUGAUAAUAAAAGAGCAUUAAUGUUAAUAAUCGAAAGACUUGGAGAUGUUCAAAGAGCUAUUGACUUUGCAAAAGAACAAAAGGAUGACGACCUUUGGGAAGACUUGCUUACAUAUUCUAUGGAUAAACCUAAUUUUAUUCGUGGAUUAUUAGAAAAUGUUGGUACAGAUAUUGAACCUUUAAGACUUAUCAAGCGUAUUCCUGAUAAUUUAGAGAUUACUGGCUUAAAGGAUGCCCUAUUAAAAAUUUUACAUGAUUAUAACCUUCAAAUGUCUCUACAUGAAGGCUGCGAAAAGAUUUUAGUAACUGAUAGUGUCUUUUUAGCUGAUAAAAUGUAUAAAGCACAUAAGAGAGGUGUAAACUGUAAUCCCGAGAAAAUGGUUUGCAAUAUUUGUGAAGAGCCUGUUUUUGAUGAAUUUGAGAUUGAAGAUAUACCCAAUUCAAUUAUUUUCUUUUGUCGACAUGCCUAUCAUCAAAGCUGUCUACUUGAUGAAAACACUUCAAAUAUAAACAUGGAUAAUCCUGGAAGCUUAACAAGUAAAGUGAACCAAUCUGCUUUAUUAAAAUCAAUACAUAACAUGUCUUGUCCACUCUGUAAAGAACAAGCUGCAGGCGGAAAUGCAUUUGUAAAUCGAAUGAAGACACAAAGAAAAGAAAUCAACACUAAUAUGAAACCUUCUAGAGCAGAUAGUAUUCGUAGUCUUGGUUCAAAUACGACUACGACUACGGUUCGAUAAAUGUUUGUGGCAUUAUUAAAGAAAAA